AUGUUGGGUCGGAAUCGGCAAAUGCGCCCUGGCGACAAUCCAGAACUGACGUCAGAGCGGCUCAAAUGCACUUUUGACACUGACAUUUUGGCGGCUGAACUCAAUGGAGGCGUGGAAAAUCUCGCGAAAAUGCGCGAGAUCCAACAAGAGGUAGUUUCUCGAAUCAAUAAUAUCUUCUCAUAAAAUGAUGAGUUUUUCUGAUUUGAAGACAUUUUGAAGGUCGGAAAACGGACAGAGUUGUGGGACGCUAGUUCACCAACACACAUGAGCCGAAUACAGAAGAUUGAAAAUGCCUGUAGGAAGGUUGGUCUGGAGAUUUUUGAGAAAAAUGAGAAAAGUGUUCGAUUUCAGCUCCAACAUCUAUUCGAAGUCGUGUCGGACAUUGCGCCGUCGGACUUCAAAGUCAUGUUCUCAGUUCUUAGGUGAGAGUUGGGAACUUUAUGAAGGCUUUUUCGAAGUUCAUAAAGUCUUCAGGUUUUUUGUGGAAAAAAUAAGUUUUUGUCGUUGGAAUAAUACGGAAGGGUUGCAUUGAAGAAUUUAAAAGCGUAGAUGAAACAAAUUUUGAAAUUUUUGAAAGCUUUGUUUCAGCUUCCCUGUCAUUUUAGAUUCAAGGCCUUUUUCAAACAUUCACCCGUCUUUAAAAGUAACUAAAGUCUGUACUAAUGUAACUUUGAUAAAUUUCCUUCGAUCUCAAAAAGUUUCCCAAACUCUCAUUUUUAGAACCAUUUUUGGAAUCGAAGGCUUCCCGCUGGCUUUACACAGUCUGAUGUUCGUUCCGACUAUCCAAAACCAAGCCGACGAUGAGCAGCAGGAAUGGUGGCUGAUGGAUGCGGCUCAGGCCCGCAUCAUUGGGGCCUAUGCUCAGUCCGAACUGGGACAUGGUACGGUAUCCAGUUGAAUAUUCAAGAAAACCAUAUAAUAUAUCACAGCUCCGUUUUGAAGUUAAGUCAUGGUUUAUAUCGAUAGUUGAGAACAAUUAUAGUUUCAAAGGUGUGAAACUUCCAAAUUUUCCAACUUUCAGAAAACGGUCACAUGAGUAUCCUUUCUUAAAAAUGUCAUCUUAGAGUUAUUCGAUUUCCUGAUGGUCAAAUUUAUGUACUCAGCUGUUUUUAAUAUCAACAAACCUUUUUUUUCUUUUUCUAGUACUAACCAAUAAGCAUGAAAGAUCAUAAACUAGAGUUUAUCUUAUCAUAAUAACUUUUUCGUGAUUUUUCCAGGUACCAAUCUAAAUCACAUCGAAACGACGGCCACCUUUGACGUCACUCAGGACGAGUUCGUAGUUCACACGCCAACGACAACAGCACUUAAGUGGUUGGUUUUUGAAAUUCAGAGGAAGAAGCUUGGAAAACUUUCAGAAAGUCUAUUGAAAUAAAAUUGAUAAAUUUUCUAUUUAACUCUUCUAGAACUUUGGAACGUACAGAAGGAAAAAUAAUCGUAAAGCUUGAAAAUUAUGAAACAAUAGAAGAUGAUUGAGAAGGGCUCUUAAAAAUGACUCAGGAAAUCUUGAAAAAAUUUUGAAAAGCUCUUUUUCAAAGAAAGCUUUAGUUAAAAAAAAACGACAAACCCUAAAAAUCGUGUACACGAAAAAAAAAAAAACCAAAAAUUCUUAAAUUGUUGCCCCAAAUUGCUCAUGUUACGCCCACUUAAGGUGGCCGGGUGGAAUGGGCGUCUGUGCGACGCACGUCAUCCUCGUCGCCAACUUGGUCAUCGAUGGAAAAAAUCACGGUCCUCACUCGUUUUUCGUUCCAGUAAGAGAUGUAGACACACAUCAACCGUUGCCUGGUGAGUGGUCACUUUAGGGGAAGAACACAUGUCUUCUUUGACAGGAGUUCGCGUCGGGGAUAUCGGCUCGAAAAUGGGAAUGAACUGUUUUGACAACGGUUAUCUCGGAUUCGAUCAGUUCCGAAUUCCCAGAAGGAACAUGCUGAUGCGGCAUUAUAAGGUAGGUUCUAGGAGAAGUUCAGAGGCAACAUAUUGAAAGUUUGAAUCAAAAAAGAUUAUAAGAGGAAAAAAAAAACUCAAAAUGUUCAUUAUUGUUCUUUGUUGAUCAAAACUGAGAAGUCGAAACCAAAAAAAGCUCCGAGAAAGAUAAAAUUUUACACCGAUAUCUUUAUGACAACUACUGCAAAAGGACGAAAUCCUGACUUUUCGAGAUCGAAAUAUCCCUUGAUAACUAGUUUUGCUAUCAGGUAUCGCGUGAAGGUGUCUACACUGCUCCGUCGCACCCAAAAGUCGGGUACUCGACGAUGUUAUACGUUAGGUGACUAUCCAAUUCGAUUCAUAGCCAUUUUGUAAAAUUCAAGGUCCGAAAUUGUGUUUCAUCAGGCUCAAUUCAUGUUCAUGGCUUUGAUGAUUGCGGUGAGGUACUCGGCGAUUCGACGCCAGGGAGAAAUCACUCCAGGGUUUUUUUCUAAUAAAUUUGAGAGAGUGAAGAUGUCUUUUUAGAGCUGGAGAAGUUAGGAUCCUCGAUUAUCAGACUCAACAGUUUCGGCUUUUCCCCUACAUUGCACGAGCUUUCGCUUCUUUGGUAAUUAUGUCAUCUCAAGUGGCUUUUUGAUUCAUCUCCAAAUUUAGGCGGCAGCCGAAAAAGUUCAACAUUUGACGGAGCUCGGCUUGAGAAACGUCAAGAAUGGAGGAAACGUGAGUUUCGUCAUUAUUUUUUCAAGGAAAGGGUUUUAGGUAAAAUCCAAGUAAAACGGAAAAGCCAAAGCGUAAUGAAUUCGAAUUAUCAUGAAAUUCUGAAGAUUAAAAAUUUCACCGGGACAGUUUUGGACUUUCGGAUUUCAGACCGAAGUCCUCGCCGACCUACACGCCCUCUCAUGCGGUUUGAAAUCUGUAGUAACGCAUACGGCCGCAGAAACAAUCGAACAGGCGAGAAUGGCUUGUGGAGGACACGGCUACUCGGAUGCCAGUUAUCUGCCGACCAUCUACAGUUAGUUAAAUGAUCUUAUUUCGCCGUAGGACUAACUUUUUGAGUUUGGCUGUGUUAUGUUAUGGCUGAGUUUUUAAAAAACCAAUUUGAUUAAUCAUUAGGUUUCGAAAACGAGGUUUUUUAAUUACAAAGAAGGCUCUCUAAGUCUUAAUAGUUAGAGCAAUAAUAAAAGUUGAAAAAAUCAUUUUUGUUGAUAACCUGACGGAAUUUUUGAAAUCUUUAAGAAUGUACCAGCCCAGCGAUAGGAGAACCUUCGACCACGCCCCCGCGUGGGCGAAGGUUCCUCAGUUGGUGGGUUGCUGGUUCCGCGUGUCCCCUCUAUCUCUCCGUAACUCCUGCCUGCCUGUAUUUCCCUGUGUCAAGCAGCUGACAUCCCAAACAGGAAGGUCCAAUACGCCAACCUUUAGAAUUGUAUCUGGAGGGAGUCUCUAGACUCUAAAGGCGGGAAUUUGGAAUAAGAACGAUUGAAAUGACUGAACCCUAGGGUUCGAUGUUUCGCGAAAAAUUCAAUUUUCGAAUCUUCAACCUUUUUCUGAUUGUUAAUUAGUGAAACUCAAUUUGAUUCCGUAUUGGACUGGCCCCAAGUCAACCUUGACCUAAAUUGGCUCGGAGAAAAAUAACUAUCCACCUUUAAGACCUCUUAGAAAUACUUAAAGGCUUUUCAGCAAUUUUCGUUCGAAAAAUAGCGAAUUUUUUCUGCCUUCUAGGCGUUACAUUAAAAAUGAUUUACCCUGAGACUGAAUCGAGAUAAAAUAAUUGAAAUGAUUGGAAAAAGUGAUGGAAAAGUAAGCAAUAUAUUUCAAAACUCAUUAUUUACUAACCUUCUAAAUUUCAAGCUUGUGCCGUCGGCGCCUGCACCUACGAAGGCGAAAAUAUAGUUCUCCUGCUUCAAGUCGCCAAAUAUCUAAUGAAAGGAGCCAAGGCGGCGGCCGAAAACCGCCCUUUGGUCGGGUCCAUGGCUUAUCUUUCCAAAGGCAUCCCAGUUGAAAAAUAAAGGUAGUUUUUAAAAUGAAUUUUAAAUUGCAAGAUGAAGAAAGCCUUUAGGCAAGCACGCGCCAAUGAUAAAGCAUUUCGAGCAUGUCGCACGCAAACGGAUCGCCUUGGCCUAUGAACUUUUGAAAGGAGAACUUGCUAGGGGCGUCGACAAAGAACAUGCUUUUGCACGACAUGCUGUGGAUAUGUCCAAGGUGAAUUUUCAGACAAAAAAGGUUCAAGCAACCGAAAAUGCUACAUGAAAGAAGGGAAAAAAAAUUCAUGGAAAAGAGCCGCUCAUGAAGUUUCUUCCACUUAUCGUUUCAGAGAUUAAAAAUCAAGUUGUAAAUUUGGUCUUCUCCAUUCUGAAUCUUCCAGGCCGCCCGAGCCCACACGAAGCUCUUCAUAGCGAGUGCUUUCGUUUGUCGGGCCGAAGCUGUGGCGGACCCGGCAGUUCGCCUCGUUUUCGACCAACUCGUCGAGCUUCAUCUCAACUACGAACUUGGCGAAAUGGCCGAAGACGUGCUCCAAGACGGCUACAUGUCUUCGGAUGAGCUCCGACGGAUGCGACAGAACGUCUACGUAUCUUUCGAGAAGAUCCGGCCUAACGCCGUCUCAAUCGUCGACUCCUUUGAUAUUCCAGAUAGGGAGUUGAGAUCGGCGAGUUCUGAGAGCCUUUGUAACUUGUAGGAGUCGAAACUGCUUAGAAGAAAAAUCAUCAAAUAAAAUCUUUUUUUAAGACUUUAUCGAUUAAUUAAAUGUUUUCUGUAAGUUUAUAAUAGACUGACUUUAUCUUUCAAAGUUUUCUGAGUACAGAGUGCUACCUUUUUUGAGUUUGAUUGUAAGGCUUCACUAUAACCAUUAAAAUUGUAACAUCUCGUACUCAGUUUCCAACAGAGUGUAGCUUUUAUGAGAUUUGAUCCCCUUUGAAACAAAAAUAGUCAAGAAUCAAUCAAAUUUAAAUGUAUGAUCCCCGUUUUCAGGUUCUCGGCCGUCGUGACGGUAAUGUCUACGAAGAGCUCUAUCUUUGGGCUCAAAAAAGCCCCCUAA
This is a messenger RNA of Caenorhabditis auriculariae, 4954 nucleotides long. Lineage: Eukaryota; Metazoa; Nematoda; Chromadorea; Rhabditida; Rhabditidae. The record is from the annotation of a GenBank genome assembly.